AUGCUAAUCUUUGUGUUAAUUGUUGUGCCUACAUAUACAUUGGAACAUUCUGAAACCAAAGAAGGAGAUACGGACACAUUUUGGCCAGAAUUUGAGUUACCUGGAGAUUACAUUAUAGGUGGCUUGCUUCAAAUUCACAGUGAUGCACACUACCAUUCAGACUUGCCUGAAACUCCAAGAUGCCUGAACUUUUCCGUGAAUGGCUACCGUCAUUUGCAAGCGAUGAAGUUUGCUGUGGAGGAGAUCAACAACUCGACUGAACUCCUGCCAAGUGUCACUCUAGGGUAUCAGAUCUUUGACAGCUGUGCCACUUCGAUCAACGUUAAGGCAGCACUCGAAUUUAUUUUGGGGAAUUCAACUCAGGGAGCCGAGUCAUGCCAUGAUUUCAAAGGCUGUCGCCCAGAGCUCUUAGCUGUGCUUGGUCCAUGGUCAUCUGAUGGUGCUAUUGCCGUUGCAAGCAUUCUUCAAUUGUUUCAUAUUCCUCAGGUCAGCUUUGGUGCCUCAAGUGAUGAGCUGAGUGACAAAGUGCAAUAUCCAUCAUUUUUCCGGACUAUUCCAAGUGAUUUGAAACAAGCAGAAGCAAUGGUUCUAUUGAUCCAGAGGUUUGGCUGGAACUGGAUCUCAGUUAUUGCAAGUGACAAUCAAUAUGGACAGAAUGGAAAACGGAGGGUGGUAGAGUUAGCUUCUGAGAGACAGAUCUGUGUGGCUUUCCAGGGCUUAAUCCACGAUCCAGGAUUAAAGCAAGAAAUCAUCAACAUGAUCACGUACAUGAGUCUCAGUGAAGCCAACGUGAUCAUCCUGUUUGCUAGUCAACUUUAUGCCAGAGCAUUCUUUCAAGCAGCAGUUGAGGUAAAUGUCACAGGGAAAAUCUGGAUUUUAAGCGAGUCAUCUUUUGGAAAUAUAACAGCAUCAGAUAUACUGAAAGCUAAAACAACUGGCACAUUCCUGAGCAUUGGUGUCAAGCCGGGUCAAAUGCCAGGUUUUGGAGAAUUUCUAAUUAAAUCAAUGGCUACCCAAAGUCCAGCAAUCAAUCAGAAACAUUUAAUCUCAGUGAAGGAAACAGAAAACAGUAAAGUGAACAGGCAAGAGAACUGUGCCCAGCUAUGCAGUGAGUGUCAAUAUUUCACUUCUGCCACUGUUCAGGCCUUGCUAGGAUCUUCAGUAUGGAGCAUCUCGUUUAAUGUCUAUGCUGCCAUGUAUGCUGUGGCUCAUGCUCUGCAUCAAGUCCUGAAUUGCCACUCAGGAUCCUGUGACAAGCCUAGAGCAUUCUUACAAUCUCAGUUGCUGGAGGGAUUGAAAAAAGUAAAUUUCACUCUGCACAAUAACCUGAUAUAUUUUGAUGAAAACGGAAACCCUCCAAUGGGCUAUGAAAUCAUUGCGUGGGACACACAAAAUGAAAGCAGCCCCAUGAAAGUGAUUGGAUCCUACAGACCCAACCCAGGUCGACUGAUCAUCAAUGAAUCUCUAAUCAAAUGGAAUUCUCCAACAGGUUUGGUCCCGAUGUCAAAUUGCUCCAGGGAAUGUGAUCCAGGCCAGUGGAAAAAACGGGACACCUUUCACAGUUGCUGCUUUGUCUGCAUAGAUUGUCCUGCAGGAACCUUUGAAAUCAAUGAUGAAUGUGUUAACUGUUCCUUGCAGCAGUGGUCACCAGAGAAGAGUUUGACUUGCUACGAUCGGGCUGUGGUUUAUCUGCAGUGGGGUAGCAAUAUUUCCAUUGCAUUGUCAGUGAUGGCCAGUGCUGGAUUUUUAACAAUGGUCGGCAUUACUCUUGUCUUUGUCAUUCACCUCAACACUCCGGUUGUCAAGGCAGCAGGAGGGAGGCUAUGUUUCCUAAUGCUUUUCACCUUGGCUUCUGGUUGCUGCAGUGUGUUCCUCUUCAUUGGAAAGCCAAACAAUUUCAUUUGCAGAGUGAGGUGGCCCCUCUUUACUGUGAGCUUCACAGUCUGUCUGGCAUGUAUUUUUGUCAGAUCCUUCCAAAUAGUCUGUAUAUUUAAAAUGGCCACCAAGUUGCCUAAAGCCUAUGAUUACUGGGUUAAAUAUAAUGGACUGUAUGUGUUUGUGUUUGCAAGUACAUCCAUUUCAGCUAUCAACUGUUCUGUAUGGAUGGUCCAAGAACCAAUAGUGACAGUGUCUAAUUAUAACCUUUCUCAAAAGGAAAUAUUUCUACUCUGCACUACUGACAACGAUCUCUCAAUUUUCCUGUCGGGCUUUCUGUACAAUGGGCUGCUGGGUUGCCUCUGUUUUGUCUUUGCUUUCUUGGGAAAAGAUUUGCCAAAGAAUUACAAUGAAGCAAAGUGUAUUUCCUUCAGCAUGGUACUGUACAUUGCCUCCUGGUCUUGCUGCAUUCUCGUCAUUGCCUCUGGCUUCAGGCAGUAUCUCCCCUUGGCCCAGGCUCUGGCUGCUCUGCUCAGCUUGUUUGGAAUCCUGGUUGCUUAUUUCCUCCCUAAGUGUUACAUUAUUCUGUUCAAACCUCAGUGCAACACAACUGUAUUCUUCCAAAGUUGUAUCCAGGAUUACACCAAAAACAGAGCGGCUUAACAAGACAAUGCUGUGGCUUUAAGAGGUGUGUUCUGUUCUUUUUGAAAGAGAUUGGAAAACGGGUGUGUCUUGGGUGGUUUUUUUUAAGUUGGAACAAUUGAAGCAGCCUGAGUGGGUGUGGUCAAGCUCUCACAGAUCAAGAAGUUUUAGUAAGCUUUCAGCAGUUGUUGUUGUAUGCUUGAAGAAGUGGAAGCUAUUUUUCUCCCGCUUGAUAAAGGGCCAAAAGCUGAGGGUUCCCUUCCUAGGCUGCUGGAUUGCAUGUGAAUUUGCCUUUUUGCCA
Messenger RNA from Chiloscyllium plagiosum (whitespotted bambooshark), 2818 nucleotides. RefSeq names its product taste receptor type 1 member 1-like. Gene Ontology annotation, cellular component: plasma membrane. NCBI's taxonomy places the organism in Eukaryota, Metazoa, Chordata, Chondrichthyes, Orectolobiformes, Hemiscylliidae. Gene Ontology annotation, biological process: G protein-coupled receptor signaling pathway. Gene Ontology annotation, molecular function: G protein-coupled receptor activity. The record is from RefSeq and is a predicted model, not a curated record.